GGCCCUAAUUCAUGUACAGUAUACCGACGCGCCCCAAACUAUCGCAGUAAUCAGCCAACCAUGGGACUUACGUAAGAGUGGGCGACCACCUUUUGGCCCCCAACUUUGUCACAGGGAGUUGGGUCAGCUCAGGUCUCGGAGACCUGCUCGAUCCGUAGUAGUCAGCUGCUAAUCAGAGCACAUCCUCGUCUACAUUACUUCUUUGGCCCUAUAACCCCUGUCUGGUACACUACCUAAUGCAUAAUUAGUCAGGUAGUGUCAGCGGGAGGCUAAGUUUAUCACAGCACGGAAUAGGGAAGAGGAUUGUGUACAGACGGAAUAGGUGGGAUGAGUAAUUUCAGCCGCCUCUUCCCUUUCAAGUUCAUCCCCCGAGGAGAUUCAGUCAAGUAUUUUCGCAACUUUUCCUUCUCAAUAUCGACAUAAUUGCGAUGUAAGAGGAUAGGUUGAACCGCCGGUUAAUUAAGACACCAAACGACUUGCAGAGCCAUGGACAGCGAAGACGCGCACAAUCGGACCGCGCCUGAAGACUUCACUGUGGUAGAGAACCCAGACAGACCAAUGACUGCUGGGGAAAGAAUUUUUAUUCCUUAUUCUGGAACCGAACUAGACGAAACAAAUGGCAUAGAGGGUGAUGAUGACGAGGACGAAACCGAGAGUGAUGAGGGUGAAGACGACGAUGAUGACGAUGAGCUUGACGACGGCGAGCCGGAUUUCGUCGUGGGCGGGUCAAAUACUAUCGAUAUUAGGACCGAACGCACCAAGCUCCUUACGGAUGUCAGUAAGGAGGCUAGGUUUGACGACCCAGAAACCCUUGAAAGGUAUCGUGCUCGAGUGCGCUUAUGCCUUAAGGAUGACAAGAAUGCUGAAGAGCCGACGUUGCUCCAUUACAUUGUACUCAGUAUCCUAAUCUUCCACGAGAGUCACGAGGCAAUGAACUUCAUCGUGAAACUAACACUGGAGGAAUCACCGGGUGAUCUAGCUUGUCAGACCAAAGGACCACUCGAGACUCCAUUACACGUAGCGAUUAAGCGGAAAGAGGAGAAACUCGCACAGCUAAUGUGUGAAUCUGCCCCCACUAUAGCCGAAAAGGCCAUAUCGCUUCAGAAUGAGAAUGGCGAGACCUGUCUGCAUCUUGCCAUCAAAGAAAAUCUGGACAUAGUCCCGUAUCUGAUUAAGAAGGCUCACGUCGUAACAUUCCGCCAACAGCGAAGCCAGAAAUUACGAGAAGGUGCCGGGAAUACCCCUUUGCAUGACGCAGUCCAUUAUUCUCGUUAUAUCGCAGAGGCUGCGACGUGCCCGCCAGAGAAAAUCCCAAAAUGUCGACGAUGUCGUGAGGCCGAGAAGAAGCUAGAGAGCAGUAGCAUCCAACUAAGGAAAAUCGUUGAAGCCCUCGUCGAAAGAGACGCAGAGAAUCUUGCUACUCUGAAUGCACUUGGACAGUCUCCUUAUGUCUACUAUUUAACAACGCGCCAGGAAGUCAGGGCAACUCUCGAUCUAGCCAAACAAAAGUCCACUGGUGCAAGCCAAGAACGGUCGCCGAAGAACCCUAAAGUCGAAAAAGAUAAAACAACGGUCUCCAGCAAACCUGAGAAACCGAAAGCAAAUGUUAGAUCAGCAUCCAAUGGGUCAGGCGAGGAGGGGAAACGGUUGAAGAAUCCCAAGUCCGAAAACCCUAAGUCCGAAAGUCCGGAUCCCUCACAAAGCAAAGCACGUCCCCUCAAGCCAGGCCCUAAGAUUUCCAAGUCUCAUCAGCGUCUGCCUAGGUCUGAUAAGCUAGCAGAAAAGACCAAAGUCGAAGAAUAUCUUCGAGAGAUGGCGUUUGCUCAGGGGAACUUCGAGAAGGCCUGCAAAUGUCUCUUUGGAAACCGGAGCGCUGACUCAAAAGUUCGGACAGUCUUCCGGCCUCAGCUUCGUCUCUCAGAGCAUACCCCGGAAGACCACGAAUUUCUCGAGUUUGGUAAGAUGCUUGCCUAUGUCGAGCUCGACAUACGGCCAAGACCAUUCAUACAAGGAACCGGCUCGGUAAUUGAGGAUGAACUAGAGGGCUUUGAUACUUGGGAAGAGGAUUCGAAAGCUCUUUGCGCUACGUUUCAAUGGUUAAGAAAGAAAAACGUGAAGCAAAUAGUCAAACUGGUGGUAAAAGAUAAUCCAGAUCGAAACUGCAGCGAUGAGACUAUAGAGUCAUGUCUUGAUGGAUUCGAUGUUCGUUAUCUCGAUUGGAAUAAAGCAGAUAUGUGCGUCGACACUAUCCGUAAAAAGGCGCCUAAUGUGGUGCAUUUAUGGCUUCACUCUAGUGGAAGUAAUGCGGUUCUUUGGUCGUGGUCGGAUAGCAAUGGCCUUAGAAGCUUACCUAAGUUAAAUCAAGUUUACCUGAAUGCAAGAAAAGGUUUAGAGAGUUACAAACGAAAUGAAGAAAACGUACGAACUUUCAAAGAGCGCCUAAGACAGCCAAUAAAUAGCUUGGAAUCGUCCAAGAUCAAGGUUAUAGAAUCCAUUGAGAAGCCUCCGAAAGCACGGCCCCAUCUUCGCCUUGAAAAUAGUUUCGAUGCCAGGUCACAAGAUCGUCACCAGUGGAUGAAUAAUAUCAGAGAUUUUGCAGCAGAGCUUAGGACAGAGCUCGGGGUUAAUUACACGCAACGUAAGCCGAAGGUUGCUAUCAUUGAUGAUGGGGUCAACCCGGAGAGCGAGUUCCUAGGCCAGAGAAUCGCACAUGGCUGGCCUCCCGAUGAGCCCAAAUCUAGUUCUGAACCGUUUUACGCGUCCACGAAAGGGCACGGAACGCAGAUGGCUAAGCUCAUCUGCCACGCCUGUCCGUUCGCCCAGCUUUACGUUGCCAAACUUGACGGCUGGAAAGAUCCAGAUCUGCCACACCCGCAAUUCACAGCUAAGGACGCGGCCGAGGCGGUCAAGUGGGCGAUUCGCGAGAACGUGGAUAUAAUCAGCAUGUCGUGGAACAUUGAGCGAAACCGUUCCAACGAGGCGGACAUCGAUGCUCUAGCAUCUCAGAUCAAGGUAGCGGCGAACCGUAAUAUUAUAAUGUACUGCGCGGCACAGGACAAGGGCCAGCUAGGCAAUUCCGAAGUCGAGGUAUAUCCCGCGGGAUCAGACACAACGAAAUUGAGGAUCGUGGGUGCCGCCGACCCAACCGGUCACCCGCUUAACAUUGUUGAUACGGAUAAAGUGCAUUAUCUAUUCCCCGGUGAAGUUGUACUCGAGAACGAUGGGAAGACGAUUACUGGAAGUUCGGCGGCGACGGCUCUCGCGGCCGGGACCGCCGCCAUGAUCUUGUUCUGCUAUGAAUUGGGUUACGGGAAGAUGGAAACCAUUGCUAAACCGGCACGAAUGGGACAACUAUUCAAUAGCUUGAAGACGACGACCAAAUUUGUGGACGUUGAGCCUAUCCUAAAGCCAGGUAAUACUCCGCAAUUUGUCGUCAAGGAGUGUACGGCGAGAGUUAAGGAAAUCAGGGAUGAAGAGAACCAAGCCAUUCGUACAGGUUCAGAUCAACGCAAUUCUGGUGUCGUGGAUGUAAAUGGGUCGACCGCAUCCUUUACAGCCCCUAUUCGGAGGACGACUGGGCCAUUAGUUACUCCAGUAGGACGUUAGUUACCUAGGUUAAGGACGUCUUCAAUGUCUGCAACUCUCGGCAUAUGGAGCAGAUACACUUAAUACACAAACAAUGUCUUACUACAAUAU
Annulohypoxylon truncatum is the source of this 3696-nucleotide messenger RNA. RefSeq lists its product as uncharacterized. The coding region runs from base 487 to 3606 and encodes 1039 amino acids. The transcript has 4 exons. Lineage: Eukaryota; Fungi; Ascomycota; Sordariomycetes; Xylariales; Hypoxylaceae. The record is from RefSeq and is a predicted model, not a curated record. Gene Ontology annotation, biological process: proteolysis. Gene Ontology annotation, molecular function: protein binding; serine-type endopeptidase activity.